CUUACAUAUGUGUUUGCUAAGACUAAUACAAGAUAUAACCCUAUAAUCUUGCUACCCGGCAACUUCAUCCCCAACCCCUCUCCUCUGGGGCUUCAUAUUCUGUUGCUUGUUAUAAAAUUUUAUCUGUGCUUUGUAUUUUGUUUCAUCUUACAAAGAGGAAAGAUGAGGAACGGAGAACCAAAGAGCUAGAGACACUUUUGUCCAACAUUAUUCCACCGUUCUAGAUAGGUCACAUUCAUAUAAUCUUUUGUCUUCUGGGUCUAUAUCAAAGUAUCAAACACCAUGAAUCCAUGACCAUAUAAAACCAUCAAGUUUAAUUAAAUGCUAUCAAUUAUAUUGCAUUAUUGUAGUUUACUCUUUAAAUGGACAUGGACAACACAUUCCAUCGUCCUUUUUUCUUGGCCCUAAAAGGACAAAUAAACUUUAAAUCAUUUAUUGAACAAAAUAAUGGUCGUGACCCGUGUGUCGCCAUCCAGCAGUGAUCUGUUCAUUACCAGAAUCCUCAAUCACCACACGAUUCUCUUCUCUUUCUGGCUCUCAUUCAAUCCCUCGACAUGUCAUCAUGCUGCCACCAUAUCUUCCUUUCUGUCAACCUUUAUUCGUCUCAAAUUUACUUCUCAAUUGCACCCGUUGAUCUCCGUAUUGUUAAAUUUGAUUUAGAAGGGCGGGAGUUAGGGUUUCGGUAACAAAUUAUGAUACGAAAGCAUUAAGAAGAACCAAAUUGAUUCUACUGUUAUGACGAUCGAAUACUCAUGUUGUGAACCCCAGUUCUUUAUUCAUAUUGGGAUAGUAGUGUUGUUAGUUUUGUUUGCCGGAUUGAUGUCCGGGCUUACUUUAGGGCUCAUGUCGUUGAGUCUUGUUGAUUUGGAAGUUCUUGCUAAAUCUGGGACUCCUAAAGACCGUAUAUACGCAGAGAAGAUACUACCAGUAGUUAAAAAACAGCAUCUAUUACUCUGUACACUUCUCAUUUGCAAUGCUGCAGCAAUGGAGGCUCUCCCAAUUUUCCUGGAUAGUCUGAUCACAGCUUGGGGUGCUAUUCUCAUUUCAGUGACAUUAAUACUUCUAUUUGGUGAAAUCAUACCACAAUCUGUUUGUACAAGGCAUGGACUUGCUAUUGGUGCAACUGUAUCUCCAUUUGUGCGUGUUCUUGUUUGGAUUUGCUUUCCUGUUGCAUAUCCUAUAAGCAAGUUACUAGACUAUCUUCUGGGGCAUGAACAUGUUGCUCUUUUCCGAAGAGCAGAGUUGAAAACACUUGUUAAUUUUCAUGGGAAUGAGGCUGGUAAAGGUGGAGAACUAACACAUGAUGAGACAACAAUAAUUGCAGGAGCACUUGAACUCACUGAAAAAACAGCCAGUGAUGCCAUGACUCCUAUAUCUGAUACCUUUUCCAUUGAUAUUAAUGCCAAACUUGACAGGGAAUUGAUGAAUAUCAUUUUGGAGAAAGGGCAUAGCAGGAUACCUGUCUACUAUGAGCAACCAACAAAUAUAAUUGGACUUAUUCUGGUGAAAAAUUUGUUGACUAUUCAUACAGAUGAGGAAGUCCCAGUUAAGAGUGUCACCAUUCGCAGGAUUCCCAAGGUUGCAGAAUCUCUUCCAUUAUAUGACAUCUUGAAUGAAUUUCAAAAAGGUCACAGUCACAUGGCUGUUGUUGUGAGACAAUGUAUUAAGACACCACAGGAGGCUGGAAUGAAGACUCCAUUAUCUGAGAAAGGUGUGAAGGAAGUGCGAGUGGAUGUUGAUGGAGAUCAUAAAAAUCCUCUAGAAAAAAGCUUACAGUCAAAAAGAUCCUUCAAGCAGUGGAAGAGUUUCCCAAGCAGGGGCAGUAAUUCUUUCAAAGGAAACUUCAGCAGUAAAAAAUGGAAUAAAGAAAUGUAUUCAGACAUAUUGGAUAUAGAUGGAAAACCACUUCCAGUCCCUGAUGAAGAAGCAGUUGGUGUAAUAACAAUGGAAGAUGUAAUUGAAGAACUUUUACAGGAGGAAAUCUUCGAUGAAACGGAUCACCAUUUUGAAGAGUCAUGAUAAUUGAUAAAGGCUAGUAGUUUCCACUUGGAAAAUGUUUGUAAUCUUCGGAUUUGAUUACCCAAAAAAGUCAUGCAUGUGUUUAUAUCGAUGUUGUUAGCAUGUUUGCAUUGUGGGUAAUUGUUGAUAAUAUAAUGAAAGAUUUUUGCAUUAAGUGUUCAUGCUUAAAGUUAUGGAAUCGUUUGAUGUAUUUUAAGGAGAAUUAUGACUUAAUUAUUCAGUGGUAAUCAUUUAAGCGUCU
Lactuca saligna is the source of this 2260-nucleotide messenger RNA. The record is from the annotation of a GenBank genome assembly. Lineage: Eukaryota; Viridiplantae; Streptophyta; Magnoliopsida; Asterales; Asteraceae.